AAUGAAUCAAUCCAUAUCAUAAUAUAACCAGCUGUUUAUUUCUUUACGACAUAAUAAUAAGACAUUACCACUUUAUCCGCUAUGGUCACUUUGUACACUUUUCGCCUACAUUUUGUAAGGUUAAAAUUAGUAGACCACAUACCUAACCGGUAGCUUUAACUAGUCAUAUUUCGAAACUCUUAUAGGAUGCACGUUCAUUGCGCGUCUUCCGUUAAUUUAACAGAAAGAUAGUAGUUUUCCAUUUAGUACCUAUAUUAAAUAUAAAAGUCCCGUCAUUAUAGACUAAUUAUUAUCGUGUGUAAUAAAUACUUUAGUUACUCGAUGAAAAGUCGGUUUAAUUACGUGGUUUUGGCCACCGUUGCCUUCGUUUUCAUCGUUACUACGGCGAACGCGAAAAAUGUCCCGCAGAAUCCGGUGGCAAAGAAUCAGUCAAGUCCAGUCAAACCUAGUGCGAGAAUGUGGUAUAAUACAAUUACAUUUCUGGUUUCUCAUAUUGAGGCCCCAGAAAAGUCCACUACCGUCACCAAGGCAAAGAACAUUUUGGUCACGUCUACGGUGAGUACCACUAUGGUAGAGUCUACGUCCGUCGCGACGACACCUGUUAAGGUAUUCGUACCGGUCAACAAUAACAAGGCGACAUCGCCUGUCAAGGGAACGGCCAACACCGCCACCGCGACGAUGUCUAUUGAGGGUACUACCGCCACACAGGCGGUGAAAAUAUCCAACGUCGAAAAGGUAAUCGAAAACCAGAAUAAUGAAAAUCAAAUUUCGAUCAAAAGAUAUGUCAACACAAAUCAACAAACGGCGAUCAUCAAACCUGGAAGCAGAACAUGUUGUCAGUAGGGAGAGGAACAGUUGAAGACACGUUUUUGUUUUUAUGGCAAGGAUUCGUUGCUAAAAUCCCGGGGGGUCACCCAUCCGGGAACUAGCAACGCCGGCCGUUUCGUACACUAAGUGCGUUUCUGCAGUUAAGUGUACGCACUACGCCACACCAAGUACUGUAUACCUAUUUGUAAAAAAUUGUAAAGUAAUUACUAAUUAUAUGUAUUUACUAUUUAAUAUGUUAGAGACAUAUCAUAUUUUCCACUGUAGUAUAUUUCUACAUUUACAAUUAAAUAAAUAAGUUAUGUCUGUUAAGGCAAUUUUAUUUU
Molecule: messenger RNA, 1151 nt
Organism: Acyrthosiphon pisum (pea aphid)
Lineage: Eukaryota; Metazoa; Arthropoda; Insecta; Hemiptera; Aphididae
Exons: 2
Coding region: 322-843 (173 amino acids)
Source: RefSeq, a predicted model, not a curated record